Scophthalmus maximus (turbot) is the source of this 3549-nucleotide messenger RNA. Its product is annotated as gastrula zinc finger protein XlCGF57.1. The transcript has 3 exons. Bases 153 to 1571 code for a protein of 472 amino acids. Lineage: Eukaryota; Metazoa; Chordata; Actinopteri; Pleuronectiformes; Scophthalmidae. Gene Ontology annotation, molecular function: RNA polymerase II cis-regulatory region sequence-specific DNA binding; DNA-binding transcription factor activity, RNA polymerase II-specific. Gene Ontology annotation, cellular component: nucleus. Gene Ontology annotation, biological process: central nervous system development; regulation of transcription by RNA polymerase II. The record is from RefSeq and is a predicted model, not a curated record.
ACUUUGUGGCGUGAGCUUAUAGUCGUCGUUGUCCUCCAGUCCGGCAGAGGGCGCUGUUCGCUCUGCGCUUCGACCCGGAACUCGGUGUCUCUGUUUCCUCCCGCUCGCUCUCUUUGUUCGCUCCGAGCCUCGAGGUGCAGAAGAGGAGCAACAUGUUCGCUCCGAGCCUCGAGGUGCAGAAGAGGAGCAACAUGUUCGCCGUGCAGCUGCUGCGAGUGUCGGUACAUGAGCGGAUCGGCGCCGCCGCUGAAGACUUCCUGCUGCAGGUGGAGAAAGGAGAAGAAGCGGCUCGAGUCCCGGCGCUGAGAGCGCUGCUCACCGAGCGGCUAACGGCGGCGGCGGAGGAGAUCGUCGGUCUGUUGGAGGAAACCGUGGCGGAGUACGAAGACCGAGUGGAGCGGUCCGAGCGGGAGAUCUGCCGCCAGAGGAGGCUGCUCGAUGCCGUGCUGAAGCCCGAAGUCAGGCUGCACCGAGCAGGCGUCCAGCAGGUGAUGGUGGGUGAAGAAGAGUUUCCCCCUGAGCAGCAGCAGUGGAGGCCCAGUAUGAAGCAGGAGGAGCCAGAGCCCCCCCACCUUAAAGUGGAGCAGGAGGAACUGUGGAGCAGUCAGGAUAGAGAGCAGCUUCAAUGGCUGGAGGAGGCUGAUAUCAUCAAGGUGACUGUGAAGAGUGAAGAAGAUGAAGAGAUACCUCAGUCCUCACAGCUUCAUCAAUCUCAGACUGAGAAGAACAGAGAGGACUGUGGAGGACCAGAACCAGCAAGGAACUCAGUUCCUGAGGACCAAACGGAAGACUGUUCCGAACCUGAGACUGAUGACAGUGAAGAAUGGGAGGAGACCAGAGAACCUCAGUCCGGUUUAAACACAAAAAAAUGUAGUUGCUCUGCGUGUGGUAAAACAUUUAGUCAGAAGAAAACGCUGCAGCAGCAUAUGAGGAUUCAUAGAGGACAGAAACAAUUUAGUUGUUCUGAAUGUGGUAAAACAUUUCGUCAAACAGAAGAUUUGAAGCGGCAUAAAUUGAUUCAUACAGGAGAGAAGCCAUUUAGUUGCUCUGAAUGUGGUAACAGAUUUAGCCUCAAGGGAAACCUGCUGAGACAUAUGAGGAUUCAUACGGGAGAUACAAAAGAGAAACCAUUUAGUUGUUCUGAGUGUGGUAAAAGAUUUAGACGAAAGGGGGUCCUGCUGAGCCAUAUGAUGAUUCAUACAGGAGAGAAACCAUUUAUUUGCUCUGUGUGUGGUAACAGAUUUAGGCUAAAGGAAAACCUGCUGAGACAUAUGAAGAUUCAUACAGAAGAGAAACCAUUUAGUUGCUCUGUGUGCGGUCACAGAUUCAGGCUAAAGGUAGACCUGCAAAGACAUAUGAUGAUUCAUACAGGCGAGAAACCAUUUAACUGCUCUGAGUGUGGUCAAAGAUUUAGGCUAAGUGAACAGCUUAAGUCACAUGUGAGAUUUCAUACAGGAGAGACACCAUUUAGUUGCCCUGACUGUGGUAAAAUAUAUACCCAAAUGAAAAAUCUGAAGAGACAUAUGAGGAGUCAUACAGGGGAGAAACCAUUUAGCUCAGUUUUGUGGUAAAAGAUUAACAAAGAAGAAAUCUGACAACACGUCAGACCACACAGUGAAGAAAUUAUUCGGUUGCAGAGUUUUGUCUUUUUGGACAAGGUUUGAGUUGGGUGUACUUACCAUUGGAGUAAUAGUCAACGUGACAAUGUUAUUUCCAGCAGCAAUAUAAAGGGUCCCAAAGUGGUCAGGCAGGUAUGCUGACUUGAUAAAUGGUCUUGGGGGCGGGGCCAAGUUUCUGCAUCCACAAGGAGGAAGUCUCAUUUUGUCCCCACUGCACGAGCAAGCAUACAGUAUGACGCUCGUAAGAACCCAUCUGUCUCAUCAGCGGGUUAACUAAAGAUGUCACAAGUUAAUUGGAGUGAAUUAUAAGGUAAAUUAUCUUGAAAUAGCUUUGAUGGCGUCAAUAAACAACUGAUAUAUCAAGCUAAUAACUAUGUAUAACACCAACUGCCAAAGAUGUGCACUCCCCUGACCAUUGCGCAAAAACAUUUACCAGGAACAUGAAUACAUGUUAAAUUAUACAAUAAUUUGAAUUUCAGAAUUAAACAUAAUAAUGACAACAUAAUGAGGUGAAAUUUAUAUAUUGUCAUCUGAAUUUAAUUUAAUUUAAAUACUUCUCACAUCACUACCAAAAGUAAAAAAACUUGGUUUGAAAAAUUUACAUGACUCCUACAACAGGUCUGGACCAGUCAUAAAUUAUGUGCGUAUUUAAAAGAAAUCUCAACAUACGGAAAAGGUGAUGAAUGCAGAAAGUUUUCUUAAAUCACUCUGACACACAAUUUAAGAACAAAUCUGCAUGAGGCCCAUUGUCUUGAAAUUCACGCUGUAGACUCCUGCAGCCCCAUUUCCAAAAUAUGAAAAUGUCAGCCUCCGAGCCCAAGUUACAGUGGAGACGUGGCCUUUGUCCACGUUGUAAACUCUGAGCCAUGCAGUAAGGUAUCUGAAGUGUACAGACCCAAUUGUUCACAGGGAAAAAUGUUAAAUCAAGCUGAAAGUUCUCUGAUUGUCAGCAUGUUCUGUCCAAUGGCGCUACCUCAGGGUCCCACAGUGGUCGGGUUUUGUCGUUGGAGACAUGCUGUUCACUGACAAUAUGUCUGUGGAGAUUCUCAUUCAUCCAGGUCAUAAAUAUUCACAAGGGUGUUGAAUCAGGAGCUACUGGACUUGGUUGUAGUUUUAUUGAAGACGUUUCACAAUACCAAUGCGGGCCACAGGAAGUGACGUCAAUUAUGGGGGGUGCUGCAGUGUGCAUGGACGGGAAGGUCGAACAUAAAUCCAUUUUCUUGCUGCUAUAGGCCUUAGACUUAUUGUUAUACCCAGUUUUUCCCCCCCAUCAGCAUUAAAUGUACUGUCGUUAUUUUUAUCUCCACAGUUUCAGUGCUGCUCAUUGUGUGUCUGUUGUGUAUCUCUUUGAUAUUUUAAGGUAUCUCUCACUAUGUAAAGAGCCUUGAGAUCAUGUAUGUUGUGAUUUGGUGCUAUACACAUAAAAUGUAAUGAAACAGGUGUGUGCUCACAUUAACAUGUAGCCUUGGUCCAGGCUAAUAUCUGGAUUCCUCCUCUGCAGACUCUCAGACACUGGACUAAGUUCUGAUUCCCAGGAAAUAGAGAUUCCUUAUCUUCUGCACUGGCAACCUGAUGUGCAUAUUGAUGUUAAAACACCCUGUGUAUGUACCAACACUACAAGGAUUAUUGUGAAGAUUUUUAUUCAGAGAAAAGAACAGUUGAGAGGCGACAGGAAAUGAGAGAGCGAGGGAAGGCCAUGCAACAACAAAAAACAAUCCAGGGCUGCUGCAUCAUUAGGACGCUCCUUGUUUCUUAGUUGUGUUCUGUUUGUAAUCGCUUUAAAAAGAAGGAAACAUAGAAAAUAAAAAACUGUGCAUGGGAAAAAUAAGAGCAACAAAAUACAGCAACUUUGGUCACAGAAACAAUGUGAUCACCAAAAAGGAAGUGAACUGUGUCCAAACUUGGUGAUGAAUAAAUAUGUUUCACUGUU